AUGCCCAAGCCCAAGAGUCUUCUCAAGGACUUUAAGCCCAAGAAGAAGGCCGCCAAGCAGGCCACGCCAGUCACAGCCGACGAUUAUCUCGCCGCGGGCGUUGAGCUUGAGGAGGCUGGUGAGAAAUGGCGAGCGGGGGAUGCCGCCAAAUCCAUGCGCUUCUUCAUGCGCGCCAUUUCUAAAUACGACGAGGGUUUACAAAAACAUCCCGCUGCGUUUGAUCUAGCUUAUAACAAAGCGAGAGUUCAAUAUGAAAUCACUCAGCAUCCUAAGCUGGCUGCCCAGCUGCCAGCGCCCCAGUCGGAGAUCCUACAAGUGGCCCUGCAAUCGCACCGGGAUGCAUUGAUGCUAGAGCAGGAUAAUGCCAAUGUGCUCUUCAACUCCGGUCAGGUGUUGAACAGUCUGGCGGAAGUGAUCUCGGAUUCGAAACAUCCCGAUGAGGAGCAGAUCGUGCAGGCAACCACUUAUCUGCAAGAGGCAAUUGAAUUGUUCCAGAGGUGUCAGGUGCUGCAAGAUAUGCGUUACACCGAGAUGCAGGAACAAAUUGAGGAGAUGCAAUCCGCAGGCCCGGAAACACAGGCCCAGGUCCAGGCUCCGGAGCCGGCACCUACCCCAUCAGCCAGUGAUGAGGAUGCUGGAGACGAAGAACAGACGCAGUGGGCGGCCAUUGUGGAGCCAGUCACUAAAAAUACGCUUGUCGACACUGCUGUGGCGCAGUUGGAUACUUUGACCACAUUGUGCAACCUGCUGACAUUCAACCCCAGUGGUGGUGGCGUUGGCUGGGUGCAGGAGUAUUCCUCGGGGCUCGUGCAGACUCGACUUCCUGCCUAUGUUGAAGGUUCGGACAGACAGUAUGAAGCAAGUCUGGCGCGGGCAAAAUUCAUCUGUGCCAUACACGAAGUCCUUUAUCUGGGCGGACACACCGAUGUCGAAACCUAUCAACAAGAAGUCGGGCAGGCCUUUGGUCCGGACUUGGAUGUAUCAGCCGACCCCGAGGGACUGUGCAGCAAAGCCGAGGCAUUGACCUCGCUCAAUGGAGCCUUCUCAGACGUGCCCCCUAUGAGCGACCCCGAAUCAUUCAAGCGCGCUUUGUACUUGCGCUGGCAAUCACUUUCGACCGCCUUGGAUGCCUUGACAAAAGCAUCUAAGCUUCCAGAUGCGGAAAACCUUCCCAAGAUCCACCUCGCCCGAGGUGAUGUGGAAAUGCAGCGCUGGAGGCUUGGAACGGCACCCUGGAACCACGCGAUGGCUCAGCAGUACGGUGCUACACUCUUGAAAAACGCGCAAACAUACUACCGCGGAGCCGCCGCGUUAGCCCGCCGCGAUGGUGCUGCCGAUGAAGAACGCGACGGAACAUGCAAGGAGGCAAUCGCAGCCGCAGUAGAGGGACAAAAGGCCAAGCUGGAUCAGCUCAAGACCACAGCUCUCGAGCAAGUCGUGGCAGUAGCCACAGACAUGGUGGAGGAUGGCAUGAUCGAGGGCACAGUAAUGAGCGCCCUGAUCUCAUGA
This is a messenger RNA of Penicillium atrosanguineum, 1509 nucleotides long. RefSeq lists its product as uncharacterized. Lineage: Eukaryota; Fungi; Ascomycota; Eurotiomycetes; Eurotiales; Aspergillaceae. The transcript has 4 exons. The coding region runs from base 1 to 1509 and encodes 502 amino acids. Gene Ontology annotation, molecular function: protein binding. The record is from RefSeq and is a predicted model, not a curated record.